Molecule: messenger RNA, 1641 nt
Organism: Rosa rugosa (rugosa rose)
Lineage: Eukaryota; Viridiplantae; Streptophyta; Magnoliopsida; Rosales; Rosaceae
Exons: 2
Coding region: 177-1337 (386 amino acids)
Biological process (GO): signal transduction; negative regulation of DNA-templated transcription
Cellular component (GO): nucleus
Source: RefSeq, a predicted model, not a curated record
AUCACAACACGUGGCACCCGCCCUCCCUUCGUUUCCUCUUCCCUACAAAAAGAUCUGAUACCAAACCCUAAUAAAUUUUGAAACGAACAAGAACCUUCAUCUUCAAAUUUCACUACGAGCUUCAGAUUUCGCAUUUUCCUUUCCAUAUACGAAUUGAAUUACUGAUCUCUGCAACAAUGGUUGGGGUUUCCGAGCGAGGGAUGAAACAGGAGGAGAUUGAGCUGGAUUUAGGCUUGUCAAUCGGAGGCGCGAGUUUCAGAAAACCGGAACUCAACGGAGGAGACGAAAUCCAGACGGCGGCGGUUGUAAGAUCCAGCAGCACGGCAACGCCGGCGGCCUUUUCCGAGCCGGAGAGCGCGGUUGUGGAUCCGCAGGCGAAAAGGGAGAUUCAGGCGCAGCGGAGGCAGGAGGCGAAGAGGAAGCGAGAAGAGAAGAAAACGCGAGCCCAAAUCGGAGAACAGAAACAAUCGCCGGCGAGAAAGAAAGAGAAGAGUAUGGACGCAACGAAUGUUGUGCCAUCUCAAGGCGAUAACGGCGUUAAAGUUAUGAAUGUGAAUUUGAAUUUGAGUAACGGCGAGGCAGAGCACCAGGUUGGACCGGUGCAGUACCCGUACGCGCCUGUCCAGUUCGUUCCGUACUCGAACGGGUUCGCUUAUCCUUGUGUGGUGCCGUGUUGGGUGCCCAACGGUGGCGGGGGUUUCAAGCAGUUUCAGGCAAAUCAUGAUUUGGGGAAUAAUGGGUGCAACCCGGAGCAGAAUGGCAAAACGGCGUCGUUGAAUAAUGGGUCCCCAAUUUGUAGCUCCUCUACUGUUUCAGAACAUUACAGCGCAGUUUCUCAUGAAGGUGGGAGCAGUGAUGCUAGAAGCCAUUCAAGCCGUUUGAAUGGUUCGAUUGGGAAGAAGAACAAAGCCCAGUCUAACCACACAGUUACCUCCCACUCGAUCGAACCUAAUUCCCGAGGUAAUGAAAAUUUGGUGGUUCAAGUUCAACCCAAAGAAGAACCCGCACCGGAAAUUACAGAACCGGUUCCGUUUUCAAAACAACGUCCUCCUACGCCACCCAAAGAAACCAAGACGGAGCGUCCAAAACCUCAAACCAAAAACACCCAGAAGAGCCCUUCCAUGCCACAAAUGCCGUACGUAUCCACCACCGGAAAUGGACCCAAUGGGAAAACGGUUCAUGGAUUCUUGUGCAGAUACUCCCAGUCGGAGAUCAGCAUCGUGUGUGUCUGCCAUGGAAGCACAUUCUCGCCGGCUGAGUUUGUGCAGCAUGCCGGAGGCACCGAUGUUUCACGGCCUCUGAGACACAUAACAGUAAUCCCAUCUGCUUUUGGAUGAUGAUGAUCGUGCUUCUAGCUUUUUUUUUUCUUUUUUCUGGUUCUUUCUACUGUGGCCUAUUGGAAUUGCUUGGUUCUUUUUCUUCCUGGCAAAAUUCCGUCCCCAUUAAAGAUGGAGAUUAUUUUUCUUUUUUUGGUUUCUGCAUUUGUGUCUCUGAAGCCUCUGCUAACUGUCAUUUACAUACAGUUAACAAUCUGUUAGGUUUCUAGAUCAGAUACUCUCCUUUAUUUAAAUCUGACCUGCUGCUUUCAACAAAAUUCAGUAUAGGGAAGACCAGAGGAAUUUUGUUUUUAUUAUUUAUUUU